CUGCUGAUGACGGAUGCAUGUGCAACAUUGCUGUCAAAAAAGUGCAUUAUGAACAUCAAUUUCGACCGUGACGAAACGUUUUAAGGUUGACCCGAUUGUAUUGAAUUUAUAGUUCGUCUUGGCUGUUUCUUGCUUAAUUUUUUUGUCGAAAACGGAAAAUCGCUCUGUGUACAACCAAUGGAGGACGAAAUUAUGAUCGUCCCAAGCGGACCACCCGAUUCUUUUUGCCGGUUGUGCUUCUCAGAAUCAAAUGUGGAGUUGUUGCUGGUACCUGGGGUCUUUCCACAGCCCAACCAGCCGCUAGUUGAUUUGGUUAAACGGUACAUCAACAUUCGUUUAACUGAUCAGCAGGAAAUGCCGUGCGGCAUCUGUAGCGCUUGCCGGAUGAUGCUGGAAGAGUUCAAUCGCUUCCGGGAACGUUGUUUGCGAUGUGACUUGGUAUUAAACGGCGCGGGCGGUCCGUGUAUUCAAGAACCUUUGUGUGCUGAAACUUUCUUCACCGAUUUGCCAUUUCUAUGUGAUAUAUGCGAUAGCGGAUUUUUUUCUAGAGGUUAUCUGGAUGCGCACAAGGCAAACUUUCACGCCGAAGUAACUGUGGGAGGUGCUAUGGAUCAUUAUAGAUGUAUGCACUGUCCUCGUAUAUUUGCUUCAGCGGGACAUAUGCGUCUUCAUAUGAGAAGCAUUCAUGAACCAGCUCAUUUGAAUUCUGUUCCAACAAAAAGAAGAAAAAAGCGUACGGUGAACACCGAACAGGAACCGCCGAUUAUUCCACCGUUAGUUCCACUUAUUGGACGCGAGUCACAAUUUGCUGCAUUAGAAACUGACAUUGUGACAAAUAUAAAUCAAGCACCUAAUAUAGAACAGCCUAUAGUGGAUGAAGGGAAAAAGCCGUUUGAAUGUUCGACCUGUUUCACUCGGUUCCAUUUUAUUGGAUCGCUCAAAAGACAUGUCGCUGAUAGCCAUUCUAGGCAAGUUAACAAACAGGAGAUGAAAAAUGCUGCUCCAAAUAAAAAUCGUGCUCGUGCCAAAACAAUUCCUGUUCCGACGAUUGAACCGAUACCGAUUGAGAUACAACCAUACGUAUUACCUUCGUCGGCAGAUGACGUACACCAAAUAGACGAUGUUCAGGUGAAUGAGAUACUCCCUGAAAUUUUUGUCGUAGAUGAGGCACAGGAGAUGAAUCAAGCGCCUAGCCCAUUACAGCAGGAACCCACGAUAUCCGAAUGUUUAGUCUUUCUAGAACGCCUGAACGAUAAUAUUAUUCCUCCAAUCCGUAACUACGAAAUUCCGCUUGGAAAAUUCUUCCAUUCGCUGCAGAUGAGAGCACAAAAUGCCACCCUCGUUGAUAAAACCGUGGAGGACGAGAUCAAAAGAAUUUAUCCGUCACUGUCAAAACAGUCCAAACGGGUGUUCUACUGUGACCUUUGCGGACAUCCCUGUCAAAGUCGAAUGGCUCUUACGCGUCAUAUGAUGCGCCACAACGACAUAUCGUUCCCUUGCGAAGAUUGUGGUAGGAUAUUUCAGGACAAGAGCAGUCUGGAUCGACACAUGCCGCAACACACCUGCGAUUUUCCUCAUCCAUGCGAUGAGUGCCCGUUGGGAUUUGUUCGGAGAGGCUUACUCAAUAAGCACAAAGAACGAUACCAUGGACCGAAUGCGGCACCACUCAAUCUGUUCUACUGUUCGUUCUGUCCGAGGGCUUUCACCAAUCAACAACAGUUGAAAAAUCAUCGCGCAGUUAUGCACGUCAGCCAGGCGGAGGAGUACUGAGCAGCUUUGGCUGAGUUGGGGAAUUAUGAUUAUAUAUCAUAUGGUAAGUUACGAUUUGUGGAAUAUAUGUUUUCAUUUCGGAUCAAUACAAAGCUAUCGGAUAGGUUUAGUAUAUAACCAAACCAAAAAAGCAAAAAUACCUUUCUUGGUCUGAUGACGGUCUUUGAAGUUGUAGCGUAGGGUUGACUCGAAUAAGUGGAAUUGUAAACUGUGUAAGGAUAUUCAGAAAGAUUCGUAAAACAGAAUAAUUCAUAAAUCUCACCCUAGAAAUUGAUGGAGAUUAAAUAACUAGCUCAGAUAGUGUCGCAUCUCCUGUGUGAAAUGAAUUGAAAGAAUGAACCAACUCCUGUGAACUAGAACGAAUUUAUUGCAAAGAGAUAAAACAUUUUCUCAUGUGCACAAUGAGCAGUCUGAACCACCUUUGUGAAUUACACAGUUUUUUUUAUAAAAGCUUAGUGCUUCGGAUUCUCCUCUUCAUUAACUAACUCCACCUUAAUGCUAGUCAUAAACAGCACCAAAUUGGAGCCAGUUAGACACUAAAAUCCAAAUAGUCACUUAUCUUGCUUGAACGCUGAAACAACUGGCUAGUAUCGAGUGAUGUCUCGGUAGUACGUCACACAGACUUGGCUCAAGAACCUAACUUCAAAGCAGGAAAAAUACUGUUCGUAAGCUAUUAACUCUCGCUUUUGCGGGUUUUAGCAAAACUGAAAUGAAUAGGGCUCGGGAAGUGCGACAUGCGUGUAUCCUGGUAAAUUA
Molecule: messenger RNA, 2526 nt
Organism: Topomyia yanbarensis
Lineage: Eukaryota; Metazoa; Arthropoda; Insecta; Diptera; Culicidae
Product: zinc finger protein 107-like
Exons: 2
Coding region: 178-1770 (530 amino acids)
Cellular component (GO): nucleus
Molecular function (GO): zinc ion binding
Source: RefSeq, a predicted model, not a curated record